AUGGAAGCUAAAUCGGACCAAUCUACAUUCAAGGUCAUCAUAGCCGGCGGCAGCAUAGCUGGUCUUACUCUGGCCCUUAUGCUGGAGCGUAUUGGCGUCGACUUUGUCGUUCUGGAGGCUUACAAGGAAAUUGCCCCACAAGCUGGUGCCAGCAUCGCCUUGCUUCCCAACGGCAUUCGUGUUCUCGAUCAGCUCGGAUGUUGGGAUGAUAUUUACGCAAUCUCGGAAAAGGGACUUUUGAUUCCGAAAUCUCUGCUGACAUGUUUUGUUUUUGUUAGAUACGGAUAUCCUUCAGUGUUUCUCGACAGGAAAAUGGUCAUUGAAGUGCUGUACAACCAUAUCGCAGACAAAUCAAAGAUUAUGAUCAGUCAAAAAGUGAACAGUAUCGAGUCAUCCUCGGAGGGCGUAAAAGUCAUCACAAAACACGGCGACGAGUUCAACGGAGACAUUGUUGUUGGCUGCGAUGGUGUGCACAGUACUGUGAGAAAGGAAAUCGCCCGGCUGGAGGGAUCUUCUCAAGAGGACCAGCUGGAAGCAACUUACUGCUGUGUCUGGGGCAUCGCCACAGAUGUCCCGCAUGUUCCAAAGGGUCUUUUGGCCAAUACAUAUGGUGAUAACUAUUCGUACCUCUGCGCCGAUGGUCCUGCAAACCGCUUCUACUGUGCCCUCAUCAUGCGCAUGAAGGAAAAGUGUAUCGGCGAUGCCAUCCCCAAUUUCACACCGGACGAUUGUGCAACGAUGGUCAAGCUGCACGAAAAUGACACCGUUAUCCCCGGAGUCAAGUUUGGUGACGUUUAUAGCCGGAUGGUUGCGACCAUCUGUACGCCACUGGCUGAGACGGUCUUUAAGCGGUGGUAUAGUGGAAGAUUGAUGCUAGUGGGGGAUGCAGCACAUAAGUUUGAACCUCUAUCGGGUCAGGGCGGCAACAAUGCCAUAGAGACGGCGGCCGCCUUGACCAACGCGCUAAAUAGAGCGCUUGGGAAAAGUCCCAACAGAAAGCUCAGCAUUGAGCAGAUCAGAGAGGUUUUCGAAUCGACUCAACAAGUGAGAAAGCCACGAACCUCCCGUCUGAUCAAGGCGUCCCACGACCAGCAAAACAUCGAAGCAAAUCAAGCGUCAAUUAAGACAGCGAUUACCGCCCAAGUCAUGAAGUUGCUCGAUAUAGAUGCAGUACUAGCACAAAUCGACGGCGUGACCUUAGAUGCUGUAUCAUUGAACAUGCUGCCGAUGCCUUGCCGGCCCCGACUAGUCCCUUUUCAUGACGAGCGUCAUCGCCAGCCAGUCAACCGUGGAUGGCUGACGGUUGCCUUGGUGGCAAUUUUCAUCGGGAUCGCAUAUGUCGGGGAAAGCUUGCUUUGGAGAGCAGGGAUUGAGAACGGAACCUUCGCCCUGAUGGAGAAGGCUUACCGUGACGGCCGUCAUUACAACUGCGACCCAGCCUUACAGACCUUCACCGGCCUCAGAGCUUUUGACGAGUUCUUCGGACCGAUCGUGGCCUUCUUCUACCCGGCAACGACUUCGCCUUCGACAUCACCCGCAUCUCUGACCAUGUACUACCUCCUCAUGAUGCUCUUCGCAUUGGAGCCACUGGUUCUCGUGGAGGGGUAUCGCAGGCGCAACAGGCUGAGCUUGGUCGCCGGCGCUAGCUGUUUCAUCUUGGCAGCCGUCAUUUUGGGCGCCGGUAUGGUCUUUCCUAUAUUCUUCGCGGUUCAGUGCCUAUCAAGCCACUCCUGGUCGCAUUUCAUCCCGACGACGAGGGAAAUCCCGAAGCAUGUCGCGGAUCACCUCUUUCUCGGUGUCUUAUUAGGUUUCGCUGUCCAGCACUGGCAAUAUUUCUGGUUGAUGACAUAG
This is a messenger RNA of Colletotrichum spaethianum, 1851 nucleotides long. RefSeq names its product FAD-dependent monooxygenase andE. Gene Ontology annotation, molecular function: FAD binding. Bases 1 to 1851 code for a protein of 616 amino acids. Lineage: Eukaryota; Fungi; Ascomycota; Sordariomycetes; Glomerellales; Glomerellaceae. The transcript is spliced from 4 exons. The record is from RefSeq and is a predicted model, not a curated record.